AUGGCACCAGUUGCAGUCGAAACAGCCCCUAUCCCAAGCCAUCUCCUCGCCUCAGCAAAUUAUGACCUGCCCGCAAAGAAACUGCAGCCUCCCCUACCCACCAAGCCACAAAUGCACUCGUACCAAGGAUACGACAACGUACACUGGUACGUCGGCAACGCAAAACAAGCCGCAGCCUUCUACAUCACACGAAUGGGCUUUCGAAAGCUAGCCUAUCGCGGAUUAGAGACAGGCUCCAAAGUCGUUGCCUCCCAUGUCGUCAGUAACGGCAAGGUGGUCUUUGUCUUCACCUCACCACUCUAUGCACCAAACAGCAAAAGGCAGGACUUUUCGAAAGAAGAUCAGGAAUUGCUUAGAGAAGUUCAUGAUCACUUGACGCAGCAUGGCGAUGCGGUGAAAGACGUUGGUUUUGAGGUCGAUGAUGUUGAGGCGUUGUAUGAUGCUGCGGUAUCUAGGGGAGCUUGUGCUGUUAGUGCUCCAAGGACAAUUAGUGAUGAGUUUGGCUCGGUGAAGAUGGCUACGAUUCGAACGUAUGGUGAUACUAGCAAUCAGGACUGGAACGAGAUGGAAGACGCCUGUGACUACUACGAAAAAGUUCUCGGCUUCCACCGAUUCUGGUCAGUAGAUGACAAAGAUAUCUGCACAGAUUACUCAGCGCUCAAGUCAGUGGUCAUGGCCAGUCCAGAUGAGAGGAUAAAAAUGCCACUCAACGAACCAGCAGCUGGCAAGAAGAAAUCGCAGAUCGAAGAAUACAUCGACUUCUAUGGUGGUGCUGGAGUCCAACAUAUCGCGCUAAGAACAGGAGAUAUCGUCCGGGACGUGACUAACCUGAAGGAACGCGGUAUCGAAUUCAUCAAAGUUCCUGACACAUAUUAUGAGCAGAUGAAGAGCCGCUUGCAGAAGGCUGGCCUGCAGAUAUCGCAAGACUUCGAGAAGCUGAAAGAGCUUGGUAUCCUGAUUGAUUUCGACGAGACCGGAUAUCUGCUCCAGCUCUUUACAAAACAUUUAAUGGAUCGACCCACUGUUUUUAUUGAGAUCAUAUAUCGGAAUAAUUUUAGUGGUGAGUGGUUUCCUGACGAUCUGAAUGCGAGCUCCAAGAAGGUACUGACGCUAGCAGGUUUCGGUGCCGGCAACUUCAAGUCUCUGUUCGAAGCCAUUGAACGAGAACAGAUGGCCCGUGGAACCUGGUGA
Molecule: messenger RNA, 1191 nt
Organism: Lithohypha guttulata
Lineage: Eukaryota; Fungi; Ascomycota; Eurotiomycetes; Chaetothyriales; Trichomeriaceae
Exons: 3
Coding region: 1-1191 (396 amino acids)
Biological process (GO): L-tyrosine catabolic process
Molecular function (GO): 4-hydroxyphenylpyruvate dioxygenase activity
Source: RefSeq, a predicted model, not a curated record